UGUUUUUCCCAGCUGAUUGAUCAGCUGCUUACUAUAUCGAUAACCCACAUAGCGGCAUUCGUUGGCCCUUGUUACCAAAUAGAAAUUAAAACUCGGAAUAUGAAUUAAAAUUUAGUUUUUAUAAUUAGAAAAAGAUGUUACGAUAUAAGCAUGUGGUGCGGAUGCUAAAGCGUCGUUCCUACUCUGUCAACCAAGCUGGCAGUGGAAGUGGCCCGGGCAAUGACGACGAAGACAAACACCCGAUCCGGCGAACCCUUCGUUUGUUGGGCAACGAUAUGCGCAAGGUAAAGGAGUUCUUUGUGCCCAAAGACGAGGCUCCUGAGGCUUCCAAAGACACCAUCCCAACCCAGAGCAAAUUUAAAUUCUCUGGGGAGAGAGACAGAGAUUACACUUUACCGGAGGACUUCCAAACACACUGCGAUGUGCUAGUCAUUGGAGGCGGUGGCUUGGGUAGCUCCGUAGCCUACUGGUUGAAGGAAAAGGCACGUGACGGCCUGAACGUGGUGGUAGUGGAGAAGGAUGAGACGUUCGCUAAGUCCGCUACUCGCGUCGCAGUUGGAGGCCUGUGCCAGCAAUUCUCGCUUCCGGAAAACAUUCAAAUGUCUCUGUUCGCUGCCGAUUUCCUACGCAACUCCAAACAGCAUUUUGGUAACGAGGUACCGAUCCAAUUUACCCCGCAUGGCCAUCUACUGCUCUGCAAAGACGAAGACGCCGAGGCACUAAUGCGCUCCUCCCAGCUGCAAAACGAGCUUGGAGCCCGCAACGAGUUACUCACCGCGGAUCGCCUGGCUGCUCGAUUUCCGUGGUUGAAUACCCAGGGUAUUGCCUUGGGCUGUCACGGCUUGGAGCUGGAAGGCUGGUUCAACCCCUUGGCUUUGCUUAGCAACUUGAGGCGUUCUGCCGCCAAGAAUGGGGCACAUUUCGUUGACGGUGAGGUGGUAGGCUUCGAAUUUCGGGCGCAAUCUGAUAUGUCAGUGGUCGCUGGAUCCAAUGAGGGAAGCUACAACGGCUUAGACAAGGCGGUCAUCCAUCUGGCCGACGGAACGCGGCGCACCUGUAAAUUCGCAUUGUGUGUGAUAGCAGCUGGAACCGAUUCUAGUAACGUGGCGCGAUUAGCGCAGAUCGGAGUCGGACCGGGCAUGUUACAAGUGCCGCUCCCCAUAGACUCACGUAAACGAUAUUUAUUCGCCAUCAAUAGUCAGGCGGCAAAUGCACCUGGAAUGGGCAUGCCACUUACUAUUGAUCCCUCGGGUACCUUCAUCCGACGCGAUGGAUUGGGUGGUAGCUUUAUUUGCGGCCAUAAUUCUCAAGAUGACAGCGACAGUUCAGCAGUGGAUCCGCAGUACUUCGAGGAGCAUAUCAGACCAAAACUGGCAGACCGAGUUCCCGCCUUGAGAGAUUCCAAAGUGGUCGACAGCUGGGCUGGAUUUUACGACCAUAACGUCUAUGAUGAGAAUGGCAUAGUCGGUGCCCAUCCUUACUACCACAACAUGUACUUGGCCACGGGAUUCAGCGGUCACGGCAUUCAGCAGUCGUUAGCUGCAGGCCGGGCUAUCUCCGAGCUGAUUAUAGAUGGCCAGUUCCGUACCAUAGACCUCUCGCGCCUCACAUUUGACAGACUUAUCGUGGAAAGACCAAUAUACGAAAUUAGUCAAGUCUUAAGCUAAGAUCCUUUGUUUUCAAUAGAAUUAUUGAAGUCCUUCGAGCAUGCUUGUAGGUAAAUAAAGAAAAUUGUUUUUUAAAAUCCUGUCUGGUGCAAAGCUUUAAAAUGUACACAAAAUUGGCAUCAAUAAAAUUUAUUGGACACAAA
This is a messenger RNA of Drosophila ananassae, 1810 nucleotides long. RefSeq names its product FAD-dependent oxidoreductase domain-containing protein 1 (gene l(2)37Bb). Gene Ontology annotation, cellular component: cytoplasm. NCBI's taxonomy places the organism in Eukaryota, Metazoa, Arthropoda, Insecta, Diptera, Drosophilidae. Bases 135 to 1667 code for a protein of 510 amino acids. Gene Ontology annotation, molecular function: oxidoreductase activity. The transcript is spliced from 2 exons. The record is from RefSeq and is a predicted model, not a curated record.